This is a messenger RNA of Planococcus citri (citrus mealybug), 7002 nucleotides long. RefSeq names its product Phosphatidylinositol glycan anchor biosynthesis class N (gene PIG-N). The transcript is spliced from 16 exons. Gene Ontology annotation, cellular component: endoplasmic reticulum membrane. Gene Ontology annotation, biological process: GPI anchor biosynthetic process. Lineage: Eukaryota; Metazoa; Arthropoda; Insecta; Hemiptera; Pseudococcidae. The record is from RefSeq and is a predicted model, not a curated record. The coding region runs from base 124 to 2973 and encodes 949 amino acids. Gene Ontology annotation, molecular function: mannose-ethanolamine phosphotransferase activity.
AUUUAUUGAUAAAAAAUUUAAAGUAAACAGCCGCAAUCGCGAUGACACCUUCCGUUCUGUAUUCAAUAAAAUAUUCAAAAUUAAAUCCUAAAAUCGAUUAAAUGAACAUUGACGUGAAAUAAUAUGUUUUACGCGAAUCAUAAAUGGAUGCUGGUGAUAUGCUUCUUCGUUCAUGUAAUCUUUCUAAUAUCGAUCUUCGAUAUCUACUUCAAAUCACCCAUAGUAGAAGGUGUUAUACCGUCCAAAAAUUACGUCCAUGGUCCAGCAAAACGUUUGGUUUUAUUCGUCGGCGAUGGUCUACGAGCGGAUUCCUUCUUGAAUACUUAUAACGAGAGUCAGUUCUCCGCUCCUCACCUGAGACAAAUAAUCGAACAACGUGGAAGAUGGGGGAUUAGUCAUACCAGAGUUCCGACCGAAUCACGUCCUGGUCAUGUCGCUAUCAUCGCUGGAUUUUACGAAGAUCCUUCUGCUAUUUUCAAAGGAUGGAAAGAUAAUCCAAUAGAUUUCGAUUCAGUUUUCAACCGAACAUUUCUUACCUUAGGAUGGGGUAGUCCAGACAUCUUAUCAAUGUUUAACCGAGGUGAAACCAAAUCCAGAGUUAUUAUGAAAAGCUAUCCGGAAUCAUUCGAAGAAUUCUCCGGUAAAGAGGGUAGCGCUGCUCGUUCGAGUUUAUGGUCUUUUGAAGAAUUCAAAAAAUUCUUACUGCAAGCUAAAUCUGACCAAGUGUUGUUUGAAAAGCUGAAUCAAGGAGAAAUAUUAUUUUUUCUUCAUCUAUUGGGUAUCGAUACCGCAGGACAUGCUGAUAAACCACAUUCGGAUGUGUAUUUACAGAAUAUCAAAGUUGCCGAUGAUAUCGUUCGUGAUACCGAAUCACUUAUUAAUGAUUUCUUCAACGAUGACCGAACUGCUUUCUUAUUCACUUCUGAUCAUGGAAUGACCGAUUGGGGUUCUCACGGCGAAGGUUCGCUGCACGAGACAGAAACUCCUUAUGUUGCUUGGGGAGCUGGUAUUUUACCUCCUGAACGAAGUAAUAUUCCUGUAGGUAAUUCGGAUUCGUGGAAAUUAAACCAUUUGCAACGUAAUGAUAUAAAACAAGCUGAUUUGGCUCCAUUGAUGUCCAUUCUGUUGGGUAUUCCAAUACCUGUGAACUCUGUCGGUUUAUUACCGUUGGAUAUAUUAGAUAUGUCCGAAUCCGAUAAAAGUGCUGCCAUUCUAGUCAAUUCUUUCCAAAUGCUCAAUCAGUUCAAUAGGAAAAGACAACUUGUCGAAGAAACUACUUUGAGUUUCUUGUAUAAACCUUACAAAAAGCUAUCUAAUGGCGAAGAUAGAAAAAUAUCCGAUCUUUUGCAAAUUCAACUGCAAAAUGGACACUACAAUGACGUCACAAAGGGGAGUAUUGAUUUGAUCUCGUUAUGCCUUUCUGGUCUGGAUUAUUAUCACAACUAUUACCAAAAACUACUCCUCUUUUGUAUAUCUGUAUCUUAUAUUGGUUGGAUGGGUUGGAUGUUUUUGAAUAUUUUAUCUGGUGACGAAUACAAACAUCGGAAUUCCUUGAUUCAUCGAAUCGAAGAGCUCAAAAAGAAGCGAUUGUUAGCAUUGCAUUUGAUUUUUUCAAUUUUAUUGAUCGUAUCAGUAUUAUUAUUAUUCAUUCAGUAUUUACCUCUGCAAUAUUAUUUAUAUUGCGGCACUCCCAUUAUAAUUUGGUGGAACGUUUUCAGAAAGAUAAUAUCAUCUCACUAUACGACUAACUACACGAGAUUUUCAUGUGGCUUAUUACUGGAAGUUUUCAUGACCGUUGUAGGGACCGAACUAGUGGUAUUAUCAUUUUUCGAACGACGUCUUCUAUCGAUUAUAAUCCUAACAUUGGCUAUAUGGUUACCAUUACAUCAGAGAAAAGAAAACAAUAUGGUAUGUCUACCUCUAUUUUGGGCCGGCUCCUGCGUAUUUUUAGCCAUAUUCCCUUUCCUUCCCGUGAUCGGUGGCAAACCUAAUAUUAUUCAUUUAAUCAUAAGCGCAUCUAUAUGGUGCAUAUUUAUCGGUAUAUGCUGGAUUAUUACAUCCAACUUAGAAAUGCGUUUCAAGACACGGCUGAAAGCUGUAAAAAUUUACGUAUUGUUUCUCGUUGUAUUUGUGGUGGCCAUUUGCAAUGUAGUUCUUGUAUUUCACAGUUACUCGACUAAAGAAGGACUCUACGUUUUAAACCAGUUGCUAUCUUGGUUUAUUCUUUUUACAGUUCCUGUAGUUCCUCUAUGUGUUCCGAGGGUAUUGUUGUUGAGACUGCUGAGCAUUUAUUUUUCAUUAGGAGUAGUAGCGUUGUUAUUCUCGAUCAACCACGAUGCGUUAUUUUUACCCAAUUUUUCGUUCAAUUUAUUUUUAUGGGUAUUGAUGGAAAGUUCGCUCGUUGAUAAGUACCGAAAUAAUGAACUCAAAUUGUUGCAAGCGAAAUUCCAGUCGAAGAAUACGUUCGUUGAUCAGAAUUUGAAUGCCAGUGAUUUCAGAAGAGCAUUUUUAUACUUUUUUUACACUGUUUUUUCUUUCUUCGGUACUGGGAAUAUCGCUUCAAUAAAUUCUUUCGAUACUUCAUGGGUUAGAUGUUUCAUAACACUAUUCGCCCCGUUUACGAUGAUGAUUCUAAUUCUGAUCAAAACUGUGAUACCAUUUUUUGUUACUGCUUGUACAUUCCGAGCAAUUACUGAUCUCUCUCAGGUACGAGUAGACAGAAUGUUCUUAAUUGUGCUACUGUACUGUGAUCUGAUGGGAUUGAACUUCUUGUUUUUCGUAAAAAAUGUCGGAAGUUGGUUACAAAUCGGAGAAUCAGUUUCGCAUUACGUUAUUUCUCAAACGAUCAUUAUGUUUUUGGUAUUGUUGUACUUUGUAUCCGGAUUUCUAACUUGUGGAAAAGCGCCAAAAAUUAUUAGCAUGAUUAGUGUACGGAAAUGGAAAAAUAUCUUCAAGUCAAAACGCGCUGAUUAGAAAAGUAUUUAUUUUUCCUAGAAAAGGUAUAACUAACGAACAUUUUCCUGUUGAGAAUACCUAUGUGUAUGUAUUUUUAUGUGUAUUGUGAUGCUAAAUUUUCUAGUCUUGAUGUCUAAUGGUGAGAUGUUGUCAUUUUAUGUUACUCUUUUUUAUUCAAAAAAUAGUAGAUAAUAAUUAAUUACUUGCUGUAUUUUAAAAUAUCUUAUUAUCAGAUUGCACAAUUUAAAAAAACAAACUGGUGAUCAGUUUUUUACUUAAUAAAGGGUGACAAAGUAAUUUCAUCCGCUCGAAGUUCAUUCCCCCCCCCCCCCCAUCUUCUUGCAGAAAUGUUCCCUCGAGGCUGUCUUGCUGGGGGGGGGGCGAACUUUUGAUGAGAAAAUUGUUACAAAAUUGACGAUGUCGGAUUUUUUACUUUUUAACUAUGUGGUCGCCUCGAAUUUCCGAUUCACCACCUCUAAUAGAUUCGGAAUGUCGAACUUAUGAAAAAUUUAAAAUAGGAGUAAAUUUUUAGCUGUCUGAGGCUGAGCCGAUCAUUACGCCUUCUGGAGGGAUUUUAAACAUUGCUGGAGAAACUACCAACUUUUUCUAGAGGCUCCAGAUCGGCUAGAAAAUGGUGGCAAUUGGUUUGGGUAGUCGACUUUGAAUUUUGAUACAUGAACUGAGUUUCAGAUUUUCAUCUUUGUUUGUUCCUUUUGUAGAAUUCGCCAAAAAGUCAAAUUUCAGCUUGAUGCUUGAUCACAGUCGACAAGUUGUAAAAUUUCCUUUGCAUAUUCCGCAUUUUUAUUUCAUUUUGGUUUGCUAAAUUUUAGUGGAAAAAGGAUGAGUCAUCAGUUGCGUAUGUAGAAGGAUUGCAGGGUGAUUUUUAUCAAGAAAAGAAAUCUACUGCUGAUGAGCCAUCAGGCAAUUCGAAUAAAAUCCGGUUUAGUCAGCCAAUUGUCUCAUUCUCAUUAUAAUUCGAAGUGUUCGUGGUUUUUAAUCUGCUCGGUGAAUUUUAUUUUGAGAAUGUAAAAGUAUUUUUCAAUGCAUUGCAUCUGAAAACGAUCUCAAAAUUUGACUAAUAAUACUUCAUACUGGUGUAUCAUUGUGUUUAAUUAAAUGUAUCGGGUAAGUUGUGCACAUUGUUGUGCAAACUUUCGAUUUGUGGAGUAAGUUAUGUACCGAUAGAUGAAUGAAUCAGUCAAAUGAAUAAAAUUGCGAACUUUUCAAUAGCCUACGAACAAGUUCAAAAUUUCUUUGAACAUUGUGAAAAUUGAUCAGGUGGACUUUAGAAAGUUUAGCAUUCAUAUCGCUUUCAAUCCAUUGGUUAAUUACAUCUUUAUUUCAUAAAAUUCAAUUCGUAAGUGAAAACGAAAAUUUUGAAUUUAAAAUAUUUGUAUGGGUAAGAAUAAUAACUAUUUUCAUUUUUCGAUGCUUCAAUGUUCAAGAUCUCACUCAAGACGCUUCCUCUAUAAUUUUAUAUGAUCUAUUCAUUUUUUCAUAGAAGGACUGGGUAUAAAGUUUUUCAGAAAUUUUACAUUUUGAAAGGUAAAGUUUUAUUUGUCAUCCGCAUGGAUUGAGUUCCCAAACUUCGGUACGUCGUACCUAACAUAAACGUGAUGCGAAUGCAAUGUCGUAAUGUUGCUCUUCGAUCUGAAAUAUCGACGAUGUGUUUCUAUUUCUAAUCGUACAGAGUCAAAACUAACGAAAAAGUAUAUUCGAUAACAUCAAGAACACAUAUCGAGCAAAUUAUUAAAACGUAAUAAUACUAUAUACAUAAUACGAUCUCCUUCAUUUCAACUCCAUUUUUUCAGUUUACUUUUGGAUAAGUUUAAAAGCCCCAACAACAUUGUAGCUUGAAAGAUUCUUUCUUCUGUCGGUGUGAUUAAAGGAAAAAGUCUUUCAAUAUCGUUUUUCAACGCUCUGGCUAUUCUGAUAAGAUUAGCCGACGUGACAUCUCCUGCAAAACGACGAAAUUAAUUAAAAUACAUCGAAUAACACACAACAUUAUUGCAAAAAUAAAAUUACGCUUACGUUCCCCAAUUUCCUCUUCCAAUACACCGUUUUCGUCGUCUUGAUUUUGACCUGCAAGCACUUUUUCCUCACGAAGCAAAUCGAUCUCUUCCAGUUCGCAUAACGUAUUAGGACCGAACUUGGAUUUCCUGCAAGUAAUGCAUUAUUACAUAGGGUAGGUUUGUUAAAAACACAACACGAAGGUGAGAGAAUAAAACGCUUACACGUGCAGUAUAAGAUCUCUGACACCCUCAACUCGGAAAAUUUUCAGUUUUUGUUUUUCUGAUUUAAUGAAAUCAGAGAGUCCUCGGGCGAAUCUGGUUACAUUGAAAUUCGGAACGUUCGCUAUCUCUGGAUAUUCUAAGUUAUACUUUAUAUUAGUUCAUUGUUCAAAUUGAAAAACUGACCAAAACAACAGUAUACAUUACUUACUUUUAAGCAUCAUUUUCUUAAACAAAACUCGACUCAUGCUCACACUGAUCGUCGAACAUCGAUAGAAAGAACGCCUCAGGAAGAAUUGAAGUUUUUAUCAAUAAAUUUUUCAAACCAAGAUUAGGAUUAGAUUACCAUUGUUGCCAUAAUGUUGGAAUUCGACCUGCAAUAUCGACGAUGUGUUUCUAAUUGUAACAUUUUAAGAAACUGAAUUAAACCAGAGUCAAAGUCAAAACUAACGAACAAACGUAUUCGAUAAGAUCAAGAACACAGAUCGAGCAAAUUAUCACAACGUAAUAAUACUACAUACCUACAUAAUACGAUCUCCUUCUCCAUUUUAAAUCCAUUUUUUCAUUUUACUUAUGGAAAUGCUAAGAAACCCCAACAAAACUUCAGCUCGUAGGAUUCUUUCUUCUGUCGGAGUGAUUAAAGGAAAAAGUCUUUCAAUAUCGUUCUUCAGCGCCUUGGCUACUCUGAUACGAUUAGCCGACGUGACAUCUCCUGCAAAACGACGAAAUUAAUCAAAAUACAUCGAAUAACACACGACAUUAUUGCAAUAAUAAAAUUACGCUCACGUUCAAAAAUGGAAUCUUCCCAUUCAUCGUUUCCGUCGUCACGAUUUUCACCUGCAAGCAGUUUUUCCUCAUGAACCAAAUCUAUCUUUUCCAGUUCGCAUAAAGUAUUAGGACCAAACUUGGAUUUCCUGCAAGUAAUACGUACAUAUUAGGUUUGUUCCAAACACAACACGAAGGUGAGAGAAUAAAACGCUUACAAGCGCAGUAUAAGAUUUCUGGCAUGCUCAACUUGGCCAAUUCUCAGUUUCAGUUUUUCCGAUUUGAUGGCAUCAGAGAGUCCUUCGGCGAAUCUGGUUACAUUGAAAUUCGGAACGUUCGCUGUCUCUGGAUAUUCUAAACCAUAUAUUUUAUACAUUAGUUCAUUGUUCAAAUUGAAAAAUUGACCAAAACAACAAUGUACUUACUUUUAAGUAGAAUUUUUUUCAAUAGAACUCGACUCAUACGUAGACUUGACGAACCAACACCGAACUCGAACAAAAUGCAGUCUCAUGGGACACUAAAAUUGGAGAUUUGAUUUUUUGAAGAUGAAAGAAUUUUUUAAAAUAUUUUUUAUCAUAUUUUUCUAUUUAUUUUUUUAAAAUUUUUUCCAAAAAUCAGUCUGUUGAAUUACGCAAUAAAAAAAUAAUUGAUAAUUUUUGGUAUUUUUUGUUGCUUUUUGGCUGCACUGGUGAAAUUUGUGAUUUCACCCUAAGGUCCUUUUCCCUUGUCACAAUUUUAGUUUUCCUCGAGUUAAAUAAAGGUAUUGUAAUUAUAAAUUCUUCAUUGAUUUCAAACUUCAAUUCGGUCAUUACUCCGCAGCUUGGCCAAUUUCGCUAUUUCUUGAAAUAAAUUCGUAACAAAACGAAAAUGAGUCGAGCAUUUUUUAUUGAUAAACAAUUUAAAUUUAGAAUCGUGUAGUGUAUCAAAUCAAUGGAAUCGUUUAAAUUCUAGCGUUGUGUUGUGUGUUCAUUUUCUUAUACUAAUUAUUUUAUAGGUGAUUAGGUGUGAUUAGAGGUACUUGUAAAUUUGUGUACAUAUCGAUUUAUUCGUA